This is a messenger RNA of Myzus persicae (green peach aphid), 4140 nucleotides long. RefSeq names its product neural cell adhesion molecule 1-like. Bases 215 to 1300 code for a protein of 361 amino acids. Lineage: Eukaryota; Metazoa; Arthropoda; Insecta; Hemiptera; Aphididae. Gene Ontology annotation, cellular component: neuron projection. Gene Ontology annotation, molecular function: protein binding. The transcript has 7 exons. The record is from RefSeq and is a predicted model, not a curated record.
AUUCCUUCUUUGUUUUACAGUGCUUGUAGCGAUCACGGGCUGCGCUUCCCAAACCAUUCAGAUUACACCAAACGAAGAAGAGCCGGUAAGAGAAGAACGAUCGAAAUACGGUGUGACGUGCCACGGUCCAAACCUCAACGAAUUUCAAUGGCGUGGUCCCGCGGGUAUAAUAUCGCAGAGCCCGCAAUUCAGGGUGCAUUCGCAGAAGUUGGCGAUGCAGCGCAACCAGACCGGACUUCUGUUGGUGUUCGAGACGGUCAAACAGGAGGACGUGGGCGGCUACUUUUGCACUGCAACUGGCAUGGACGGACGUGGCCAUUCCAUUAGCAUCACGCUGACCGUGACCAAAAUAUUGGAAUUCGACACGCCUGCCGAACAGAUCACCAACGAGUACACAGACUACUUCAUCAAGUGUAAGGUGAAGGGCAACACAAACCCCACUUUUAUGUGGUCUUACAAUGGUCAGACAUUAAAAGAAAAAACGACAAGCGGAAAGUAUUCGGUGCUCGAAGGCGGGCUGAUGGUGCGGAACGUGACACACCUGGAUUCGGGUAAAUACACUUGCAGAGCUUUCGAGACCACUAACAAGUCCAGUGUUUCCGGAAGUACUGUAAUCGAAUUAAAAGUCAGACACAAACCGGUGUUUUUGAGCCACAUGGAAGGUGAUCCCGUUGACCUGUACGUAUUCCAGUCGGACUCGGUUAAUUUAACGUGUCAGAAUUCAGCUGAACCAGAGGCAAACAUGUCAUGGAGUUUCAACGGAAAACCCUUCAUCAACCCAUCCGACCACUACAUCGUGACGUUCAACAGACCGGAAAAGUUGGGAUCGUACUCGUGCACGGCCGCGAAUAAUUUGGGCAAAAUCACCAGACGGUUCAACCUGAUCGAAGGGUUCAAGCCGAAAACGCCCAGCGGUCUGUCGGUGGCGCGUGUCGGCGACAACUACAUCGAACUGCAAGUGGUGCCCAACGACAAAGGGGACGAGUUGAUUGGCUACAGAGUCGAGUACGUGACGAAAGUCGUGGAACCCAGCGGAAACACUUUCGAAAGUUUCGACAUGAUGAACUUCAAUACCACCGAAGGUCCUUUUGCACUAGUCAACCUCAAGCCCAACACCGAAUACAUAACGAAAAUCCUGGCCAGGAACCGGGCCGGUUACAGCGAAUACACCGAACCGAUCGUGGUCCGGACGUCGCCGGAAAUCGUCAACAGCGGCGGAGUGCCGGCCCUCUCCGACGGGUUCCUCUUCCGACAGCUCCUGACCGUCGUCGCCGGCGCCUUGUUCUCGGCUAGCCUGUAAAUGCCGCCGAUCGAUACAAACAGUCGCAUAAUAUUUUAGAUCUAUAUAUUAUUACUAUACGUACAGCCUUCAUAGAGAUCUAUUCAAAGCUUCUAUGUAUAUAGGACAAGAGCCAUCACGAUAAUAUAAUAGAUCUGUCUUAUCUUUCUAUAAUAUUAUACAUAACACUACAAGUUAUAAUAUGCAGCCACCACCGCUCCGGUGUAAUAUUAUACGGUCAUCCGCUCGUCGUUAUAGUUUUAUCGGGGCGCACGAUUCCCCGGCCGCUUGUUUUAUUUUUAUCGUAUUUUUUAUAGUAAUAUUAUAAUAUAAUACAUGUUGCUUGAUGUCGUCAUUGUGACAUCAACGAUAUUAUAACAAUAUAUUAUUAUUAUUAUUAUAUACUAUCCUAGUCGUCCUUUUACUCUAUAUUAAUACAAAAUAUUAUAUCUGAAUCGAAUCCGUGUGAACAAAUAAAAUAGUGAUAACAUUCUAUAUACGCGAUGAUGGCGUUCCAAUAACAUUGACACACUUUUCAAGGUACUAUACGUCAUAUUCACACACACACACACACACACACACACACCGAAAACCAAAACUCACGUUCGACGUGUAUAUCUCUUUCAAAUGAUACGUGAACAGACACACAGACAAAACAGACACUAUAUAGACGUGCAAGAUUUGGCUUUUGUCGCAGUUACCCAUUUGUCGGCGACGGCUGUGGGUAAUAUUCGCGUGUUCGGUGGAGAGUGCGAGUAAAAUAAUAUGUCCACCGCCGCCGCCGCAGUGCGCAAAACUGUGUGUUUAUAUAUUUUAUUUUAUAUACGACACACACGCCCGUCAUUCCGAAAUAGUAAUAAUAAUAUUGCCGUUAUUAUUGUUGCGUCGACAUAUUAUUAUUAUUUGUUUUUUCGCCGACGAUACAGUCUCCGCUUUUGUCGCCGCCGUUAAGAUACUUCGUCCUAUCAACGACGCCUAUAUUGUGAAGAAUAAAAAAAAUUAAUAUACAAUUAUUUACGCGCUUAAGGUUUUUUUCUCCUCCGUAAUGCCUAUUACGACGUAAUGACAUUACGUAACUGUAAAUAUCGAAAUACCAUAAUACUAUAUUCUAUAUAUUUUACGUGUACUCUAGUGACGAUAAUCCCAAUAAUAUUAUAUUAUAUAGAUAGGUAUUGUUAGGAUUAUAAUAAUAUGUAUUAUACUAAUUACUAAUACAUGCGCGCAUGCUGUUCGAUUAUGGUACAUAUUAUUAUUGUUUAAGUAUGGUUACUAAAAACAACUCCGAUCCGAUGAACUUAGUGGUACCUAUAUCAAAAAUAUAAUAUUGUCGACGCCGCGUAGUAUAAUAUUCGUGCGUAUUGUAUGCGAAUGAUGUAAAACGUAUCAAAUAUUAUAAUAUGACAUUGAUUAUUAUUAUUGUAAAAUACGUAUGUUAAUAUUACCAUUACUUUAUAUUAUAUUAUUAUUAUUAUUAUUAUUAUUAUUAUUAUCAUUACAAUUAUAACUUUUAUUGCCUAUUUUUAUUUUGAACUUGCGACGCCAGGAUAGGAACUCCCACCCCUCCUGCAACGAAAAACGAUUACUGCAUACUAACCUGUAACAUAUAAUAAUAGGUACUCAUAUUAUUAUAUAUUAUACAUUAUACAUGCGAUAAAAAUGAAAAAGAAAAACGCUUGACAUGAAAAUAUAUUGGCUUAUGCAAUUUCGUAUAAACCCGUGUGUAUAUAUAUAUAUAUAUAUGACACGCCGCGCCGGCGCAUGAUUUAUUCGGUUUCUAUACAUUUUAUUUUUUCCCUCGGUUUUUAUCAUUUUAAUAAUAAAGUGUACACUCUGUGACACACCGUGUGGCCGCCACCACCGCCGCCGCCUUAACAAUAAAACGGUUUUUACGACCAGAAUCUGACGUCGAGAACAACAUAAUAUACUUUGAAUAUUUAUUAGGUACGUCCUCCCCUCCCCACUUUCCGUUUCUCCACGCAUUGGUAGAUAUAUUAUUAUUAUAUCCGCGCCACUACGAUGUCCUUGCGCCUCGACAGACACCCCGCUCCAGAUUUUCGUCUGACCGAGUCGAGCCAAAGUACACGUCGUCAGUCGUCGGUGGAGGGUCGAGGGGGUGAAGUAUUUUGACGUACCUUUAUUGUAUACCACAUAUAUAUACAAACUCGAUCGCUUGGUGGGAGGGGGCUAAAGACCUUUACAUAUUAUAUGACUGCGGGACGACGUUUCAGAUCCCGAGUGGAACUUGUAUUUUUCUCUUUUUAUUUUUUAUCUUGACAUCGUCUUCCCUCAGCCGUAAUAAUAUAUUAUACCUAGACUGUUUGUCCUUAAAACGCCGAAUUCCUCACGGUAAAUAAACAUCGGUUAACAUAAAAUAUCAUACAUUUUAUCCAUAUAUACAGCAACAUAUUUGGUAUAGAACAUUAGAUAAUAAUAUUUAUCAUGCACCCGCGGAUCCUAAUCUCUUCUGAACGAUAUCGCUUUUUAUUUUCCUACCUCCACAGUGAGACGCUCUGUAUCGUGUAUUUUGAUCACAUUCGAUCUUGAUUAUUGUUUCUAACAUUUUUCCGUUAUAAAACAAAACAUGUCCAUUGAAAUGAGCUUGCAGUGUUUUCAUUGUGAACUUACUACCUAUGUUAGUACCUAUAUCUAGAACAUAUAUAAUUUUCUGAAUCCAAAAUUUUCCAUCAGUAAAAAUUAUUUUUUUUUUUAUUGUCCUUAAGGGCUACGGUGUCUGCUUAAAAUUAAUAACUCACCCCCUCCCUCAACAAAAAAAAGCCGACGAAUAUCUGUGGGUGGAUCUGGGAGUUAAUAUUAAAUUGAUUUGUACCAACUUGUUACAUUGUGCUUCGCCACUGUAUGUG